GUGCGCGUGGUAGCGAGACCAUCAGCUCGUGCUUCGACUGAACUGAACCAUUUCGCAACAACUACUAUUCGUCUGUUCAACGUUUCAAGGGACGAUGUCUACACCCGGACUGUCCUUGACAACGCCGCCCGGCCGGUGCCGGCUGGAUGAGCCGUACUACAAUGACCUCAGCCCUGUCUUUCCCUCCAUCCUGGACGGCAUUUUCCGCUCCCCAUUCUGCAUGAUAGCCCAGUACCUGAGCGAAAAGUCGAAGGGCCUGUUAACCUUCUUAUACAUAUGGACAGCGGGCUUGGACGGAACUGUAAGCCAGCUGGCGGGCGCGAUGUGGCAGAUGUACCAGGCCUUUCCCCGUAUAUUUCACGCGUCUAUCCUGGUCCAGUGCAUGUGCAUCUUGCCCACCGUCUUCAACAGGCUGUACAAGAGUCUCGCAAAACAGAACGACGCACCGCCGUCGAUGCGUAGACUUUCGCGUGUGGGCAGGGACAGCACCAUUGCUGCCGCUGCCUGCGACAAUGCGCAUCUCGUGAUCGUCAGCGCUAUCUGGCUCGUGAUCCUUGGAUUUAUGGGAAUAUCCCUCUUGCUCUGCUUCAUUGCCAACAGCGUCAUGGCAACAUCAGUGGCCGACCUGCAGGAGGUCUAUAACAACUCGGAACACCAGUAUCAAUCAUAUCGUCACGACAUCGAACAAGUAAUCGUCAUUUUACUCCCGGUACACCAGCGUAUAUACCGAGGUGCAGCGAGCACUGCCACAGUCCAGAACUUGUGUUGGAAAUUUCCUGAAACUUAUCCUGCUCUUUCGCAGACGACGCGAUGUGCCGCCCAGGAACGUGCCAAACUCGUGGUGUCGUCUUUAGAUUCCGUUUAUAACAGUUGCAUGGCUGCUAUCGAGGCUGACUUGCAAGAUCCCGACGUUGCGCAAUUGAAUACUGCAGUGUUGUCAAGAUUCUUCAAUGUGCUGCCAGACGUGUACAACGCUACUGCAGAAUUGCACCUGCGUGCAACAAUACUCAACGCUGAGGGCCAAUACUCCCAGGAACUGGUAGCUGAUAUUUUGUCACGCAUGAGCGUCUUAAACGACCACUGUGACGACGCUGGCGCUGCGCAGGCCUUCUGCAACGAUCUACGAAUGAGCGUUCUCGAUUUCGGAAACAUCACUUUCAACAUCGGGGUACCAGAUGUCCUGGAUCAUUACGACAUGGUCCUUAAAGAGCAUUUGUUGCAAGGAAGUCAUGUGCUUCUGUUGAAGGAAAUUUCGAAUUUUCGAGCGAUGCGGCGAGACCCCGGACUUUUCUUCGGCGUCGCAAUAUCAGGCGCAGCUAUAACCCCUGCAGCCCUGGAGACCGAAGGGGAUUACCUGUAUCAUCACCUGCACGCAUCCAUUCUACUGGGCGAUGCACUCUUCUUUUUCUCCUGGGUGUCCGGUUUGCUAUCCAACAUGUACGGCCCUCUAACAGCUGUUGUGACAUACAUUCACAUGAUGGCCCUCGUCCAACUCACGGGCAUGACAAUCUGUUGGGUGUUGGCUUCCGCAAGCGCCCUAAUGGGCUUAUUUGGAACGAACGAGCCCAGUACUGUGGACAAACGCCAUGCUGCCACCCUCAUGCACAUCUCCAUCUUUAUUCACGAGGUUCUGGAAUUCCAGAUAUUCUUCAUAUGCGCGUCCUUCCUCUUCGCCGGCGUAAUAGGGGAGCGUGCGCUGUGCGACUCGCUUCGAUAUCCUCACGACGAAGGGCCCAUGACCUUCUUGCGCGAUGUUGAGCAAGUCAGGGCGGAAUACAGUUGGGCCACCCAAUUACCCGACAUCCUAGACAGGUGUAACAGAAGACUUCCAAUGUUCGAGGUGCUGAAUGGUCAACGCGGGGAGAUACCCGCCGGUCAUGCGACCGCAGACACCGUAUCAAAGAUCGUCGCCAGUCUGCAGAGUUUCAGGUAUCCCACAACAUCCGGAUUAUUCGCAGGCGUCGUUUCGGGGCUCCUCAGCAGGAGGAUUAUCACCCUGUUCAAUGAAACCCUCAAUCUACCUCUCGACGAGCUGGAAAAGCAGGAGAACGAAUCGCUUGAGACACUGGCUGCAGACCGCGCAGUUAAACUGCGUAGCCUUUCUGCUUCCCUAUCCCAGUACGCGCAGAGACUGCCUAACCCCUCCAACCAGAGUCAGCAAGUACAGCAGGACAGCUUCAGGAGCUUGUCAGAAGGUGCACUGAUGGCUGCAAGUGUCAUGGACGCACUAAAAGCGGCUGCGGUGGCGUUCAAUGCACAGGCUGGCGAGAUUGUGAGUCUAGGCGCAGCGAGCGCUAUGGGUGUUGCGAAGCAACAGUUCAGUAUCGCAGCAUCGCUCCAAGAGAGAUUAUCGGUUUCGAAGUCUACGUUGUGCCUGCGAGGUGCAGGCGCAAAGGUGAUGGAGCAGAUAGGCGAGAGCAUGCGUUACACGCUGGAGCAUGAGACCGGGAAGUGUGCUUUCCUCGGCUACACGUACAAUCUGACCGUCCACGUGCUCUGCGAACAGAUUAUCCUUCCUGUGAAUUACUACUGGGUUGGAAUGCUCACCUUCUGUAUCGGCUUCAUGAUCUCCAUGGCCAUUGGCUUCGAGCUGAACAACGUUUACUCUCGCUUGGUCAAGCCUGCGCUCGUGGCUGAGCCGUAAUCAGUGUGCGAAUCUACAUGGACGGGAAAUUUCGAUCGCCCGAUAAUGAUUUUAGAAACUGUCACUGCAUUGAAACAUAACUACAUAACCUAUGAAGCCUUUUUUCGAUACUAAUACAAGGAGCUUCGUACGCUAUUGGCAACUAGUAAGGCUCGGCCUGCUUGAUCCGCGGAAUAUCCGCAAUAAUCAUCAAUAAAAGAUUUCCAAACUCUGC
Molecule: messenger RNA, 2858 nt
Organism: Ornithodoros turicata
Lineage: Eukaryota; Metazoa; Arthropoda; Arachnida; Ixodida; Argasidae
Exons: 18
Coding region: 95-2644 (849 amino acids)
Cellular component (GO): membrane
Source: RefSeq, a predicted model, not a curated record